AUGAGGACCAAAAAUCCAAUGGCUAAAAAGCCGCGACAAAUAUUAUUUUCUAAAAAUACUUAUGGGCCAAGAGUUAAAAUUCAAAACUGGGACUUUCAAAACCAUAUAGAAAAGAGAGACAAUUACGUGUACCGUGAUCAACUUAGUAAUCAUCGAAGUACCUAUUUACGUUGGGGAAACCAAGAUCAAGGAAUAGGACAUACUGAAACUAGUGCUAUGCUUGAGCAAGUGUUCACUAAAACCGACCCCAUAUAUGCUUUCAAACCACUGGUUAACUUUACUUCUUAUCCAUGUACUGAUACCCCAGGAAGAAAUAAACUGUUGAAAAACGCGAACUUGGCCCAGCUGCCUCCCGAUUUCGGUGUCAUGGAUUAUUCAACAACUCAGCAAGAUGAUUACAGAAAUCCCUUCGCUACAGUAGCAAAACCGUUAACAAUGUCUUCACCACCAUGGUUACUUAAUCGAGUGAUUCGUUCAGAUCUAACACACAACCAUGGCACCGCACCACCCAGAGGAGACUAUCAGUGCUUAGACACACAUACGCCUAUCGGACAUAUUCGACAGAUGAGGCUUUUUCGUUACCAAUCUUUCAACCCUGCUUCCUGCCUACAAGAUUUUCCCACAGUUGAUUUGUCUAUUAUAAAA
Messenger RNA from Brenthis ino (lesser marbled fritillary), 645 nucleotides. Lineage: Eukaryota; Metazoa; Arthropoda; Insecta; Lepidoptera; Nymphalidae. The record is from the annotation of a GenBank genome assembly.